AUGUCUGUUGAAACUAUUACCACGAUUUCGCCUACAACCAACGAGCCGAUCCUAACUCGUACUGGGGUGAGCGCAACUGAUCUUGAAGAGAUCCCCAACGUCGCAGCAGAGGCUUUCAAGACAUGGCGGGAGACUUCGUUGACAGAUCGCACAAUCAUCAUCAAGAAGGCGUUGGGGCUUUUAGAGAAGCAAAAGGACCAGCUAGCCGAAGAAAUCACUGUGCAGAUGGGACGCCCUAUCUCAUAUACCGGAGUUGAAAUCGCGACGGCCAUCAAACGUGCCAACUACUUAUUAAAGAUCAGCGAAGAUACAUUGAAGGACACGGAAGGCGAGGCGGAGAAGGGAUUCAAGCGGUUUAUUCGCAAGGUCCCUGUUGGACCUGUCCUAGUCAUAUUCGCAUGGAAUUAUCCUUAUUUAAUCUUGGUCAACUCGCUCAUCCCGGCUCUUCUUGCCGGAAACACGGUCAUUCUCAAACCUUCGCCUCAGACGCCUACAAUUGCUGAGCAUGUCACUAAGAUAUUCAAUGAAGCUGGGUUGCCGGCCGGUGUUCUUCAAUACUUCCACUGUGGCUCGCCGUCGAUUAUGGAGUCAAUGGUUCGAAAUCCCAAGGUCUCGCUUAUCUGCUUCACAGGCUCUGUUGCCGGCGGCUUGGCGGUUCAGAGGGCUGCGUCUGACAGAAUUGUCAAUGUUGGACUAGAGCUUGGAGGCAAAGACCCAGCAUAUGUGAGGGGAGACGUCGAUCUCGAUUGGGCGGCUGCUGAGAUUGUUGACGGUUCUAUCUUCAACUCUGGUCAAAGUUGCUGCGCGCUCGAGAGAAUUUAUGUCGAUGAGAAGAUUUACGAGCCCUUCAUUGAGGCUACGCAAAAGGUCUUGAAGGGUUACAAGGUCGGCGAUCCGUUGGAAAAAGAAACCCAAAUAGGACCUGUCGUUUCCAAGCGAUCUAAGGAAACCAUUGAGGCGCAUAUUAAAGAUGCCCUGGAGAAAGGCGCCAAGGAUGCGACACCUGAGAACCCGACGUUUACCAACCUCCCUGCCAAAGGCAACUUUGUCAAACCCACCCUACUGAUCGACGUCAACCAUUCCAUGACCGUCAUGACAGAGGAAACAUUUGGGCCUGUGAUUUCUGUCAUGAAGGUUAAGAGUGAUGACGAAGCAAUCCAAUUCAUGAAUGACAGUGAGUUUGGGCUGACUGCUAGCAUUUGGACGAAGGACACAGAGAAGGGAUAUGAGUUGGCUCAGCGGGUCGAGGCGGGUACUGUUUUUGUCAACCGGGCGGACUUCCCGAGCCCCGAUCUGGCGUGGACCGGGUGGAAAAAUUCAGGCAAGGGCGUGACGCUGAGCAAAUAUGGUUUCGAUCAAUUUGUUAAGCUUAAAAGCUUCCAUCUUAAGGACUACCCCAAUUAG
Molecule: messenger RNA, 1404 nt
Organism: Xylaria bambusicola
Lineage: Eukaryota; Fungi; Ascomycota; Sordariomycetes; Xylariales; Xylariaceae
Product: aldehyde dehydrogenase
Exons: 3
Coding region: 1-1404 (467 amino acids)
Molecular function (GO): aldehyde dehydrogenase (NAD+) activity
Source: RefSeq, a predicted model, not a curated record